UGUGAAUUCACGCAGCAAGUUUGAGUACCGUCUACCCAGUGUCUUAUAAAAAAUGCGGUCGUCUUUUUUUAUUUUUCUUUGCAACGUCAUUGAUAAUUCGAAGUUAACGAAUAAGAAGAUCUUGAUUCUUGGUGAUUUCGCGAACCUUCUUCACCGAAUAAGUAAGCCGAUUGUUAAGAUAAAUUCUCUCAUAAUUUCAUCAGCGUACGAAUUCAACAUCCAGUACAUGACACACACAGGCCGAUAAGACAGUCUGCCCCUUUAAAACUUUCAAUCGCUAUCUUACUUUUACGCUUAAAUGAGCUCUAUUUUGUAAGGGACAAUAUAAAUUGACGCGUGAUUGGCGAUUUUUAAUUGAAAGGCCUCGACUUAUAAGCUCAUUUACGAAAGCUCGAUGCGAAAAGAUAAAACAGUCCAUCAGUCAGAAUGCAAGUUGUUGCAUGCCAAGUGUAAAACGAGCUCAUAUCCACAUACGUACACGCGACUCGUCACGUCACACGGAGCACAUAUAUUCUCGAUCUCGCCAAAUGCUUGCAUGUGUCCCGCGAGAAAGUCGCGAGCGAACGAACAGUGUGCAUGAGAGUAAGAAAGCACGCACUAUAGGAAGGCUUACAUAUAUAUAGGUACAUAGCAUAGCUGUAAGCUUCGAGCGCGCGAGGUUUUUCUCGUGGUGUGUCCGUGUGCGGUGUAUUAUAGAUAUAUACUCACUGCUCGGGGAGGAGUAUGCUAUGCUAUAGUUCUACUAAGCGCGCGCGCCAGUAACGUGCUGCUCGCUGCUAGUUCGGGGUGUCGGUGUGUGCUGUGUGUGCGCGCGGCGACGACUUGCAAAGUGUUUAGGCACGAGAAAGCAACGCUCGAAGGAAUGGGGCCGUGGCUGCCCGCAAGGACGCUCCCGAGGGUAGCAUAACCUUCCAGCCGCGGAGUUGAGUUUGUCGGCAAGUUGUCGCAGCUAAGAAGUAAGCACGAGCGAGAGAGCGAGAGCGCAGCCAGGCAGCAAUGGACGCGGCCAUGUUUCCUCGCAGCAGAAAUCAUUGCUAGCGGCGGCUCUCCCUCCCUGACAGACGAGAGAGCAAAGUGCAGGAACGGCAGUUCUGCCGGAGGAACGACAAACAUACCGCUCUGAAGAGAUAACGAAGCCGUCAGGAUGCCCAAAUGCGACGCGAAGACCAAGUACCUCCCGGCCACCUUCGCCUGGGCACUUUUACUUAGCACCACCACCUGCUUCUUUUACUUCCCUUGUCAAUAUUAUGUUUCUCGAUAUCCAUGGGUGCCUGCACUUCAAGGGGUUAUCACGUUUUUUGUGCUGGCAAAUUUCACUUUAGCCACUUUUAUGGAUCCAGGAGUCAUACCAAAAGCUCCACCAGAUGAAGACAGAGAUGAUGAUUACAGAGCACCAUUGUACAAAAAUGUUGAAAUUAAUGGCAUCACAGUACGCAUGAAGUGGUGUGUUACAUGCAAAUUUUAUCGACCACCAAGAUGUUCCCAUUGCAGUGUUUGCAAUCAUUGUAUAGAGACUUUUGACCAUCACUGUCCAUGGGUAAACAAUUGUAUUGGUAGAAGAAAUUACCGUUUCUUUUUCUUUUUUCUUCUAUCACUGAGCAUGCACAUGCUCAGUAUAUUUGGCUUGUGCCUGUACUUUGUUUUGGAGCAUAAACAAAAACUUGGCGAGGUGCCAACUAUUGUAUCUAUGGUACUCAUGGGAAUAGUGGCGAUUCUUUUCAUUCCAAUUUUUGGAUUAACAGGUUUUCAUAUAGUGUUGGUCUCGCGGGGUCGCACGACGAACGAGCAAGUAACUGGAAAGUUCAAUGGCGGCUAUAAUCCUUUCUCGAGAGGUUGCAUACAUAAUUGUUGUUAUACACAAUUCGGACCACAAUAUCCGAGCUUAAUCAAGCCUGAAAAGUAUUCAGGAAAACGACGCGGAGCAUGCACGUCUGAAAUCUCAACGAUAGACAGCGAGAACCAGGUAAAAACCUACAUGGAUAGCAGCAAUGGUGUUAGAAAUGCCAGUUCAAAUGCUUAUAAUAAGCUAUCGCCAGGCAGAGACGGCUCCGACACAGACAUGGAGCCAACAGCUUCGCAAUCAGCCGACUGCGAGCCGACUCCGCCGUUGCAAAGACACGGCUCGAAAAACAAUUUCUACCUUCCACCUGUGGAGAACAACGAGUCUCCGAGGCAUCCAACCCAGCAUCGCCACCCCAUACAUUAUCCUCGUGGCAGUCCACAUCCUAAGCCAAGAGGUAUAAACGGAUCAAGAAGUCAUACUCCGGAUCCACUCGGAGAUUCGAGUAAUUCGCCGGCCACGCGUCAAGGCGGCGCAAGUCCGACGAUGUCGCAGCGGAUCAAGGCUAUAGGUGUACCUACGCCACUUGCCAUUUCCAGUCCCAUCCGCAGGUCGAACCCGAGCACUCCGACGCAGACACGUCGCCCGGACUUUAUUGGUGUGUCCGAUCUUCAAUCGCAACAGCAGCAGCAGCAGCAGCAACAGCAACAGCAGCAACAGCAACAGCAGCAGCCGCAGCCACAGCAGCAGCAACAGCAACAACAAAAGUACUACGAUGCUCAGCAGCAGCAGCAAAAUCGAGGCUACAGUCCGCAGCGGCGUUUCCUGUCCGAGAGCGAGCUCGUGCGCCAGGCCAAUGAACACCCUUACGCCAGAACGAACAACACCGUCGACAAUAUCCGAGAGCUGGCUGGCUCACCGCAGAGGGGCAUCUACACGUGGAAGGACAACUCGCCCAGUAAUGUCUAUCCGCCUAGUGUCCCACAUCCGGCCAUUCAUCAGCAUCAGGCUGGCCCCGGAGCACAACGUCCGCCUCUGCCGUACGACUACUACCGCUCGAACCCAACGUCGCCGACACAGCAGCCUUACACGGCGGCGCCGCGCGCCGCCUACCACCCGGUCCUCCGCGGCGGAGUGCCGGUGUUCCCGCCGCACGCUUCGCCGCAAGUCAAGCGCAAGGCAAGCAUGGUCACACCGAGCACACCCACGUCUGUGGCGGCUGCGGCGGCGGCGGCGGCGGCGGUGAACAGCGCCGUGCAGGCGGGCGAGAACAGGCGGCGGCCGAUGUCCUUCGUGCGCGCUCUCGAGAUGACCGACUCCCUCGAGAUGGUCGCCCCGCAGGCGACCGCGGUGAACGCUCAAGGCCAACAGCUGGCGGCGCAAAGCGAGGCCAGCAACGCUACCCCGACGCCCGACCGCGCCAGCGUCUACGACAUGAACUACGAGAUAUCCGUAUAGCGCAGCUGUUACGUCUCCCCGCCGACAUGCGGCUGGAGGCAGAUUAGCCGGAACUCGCCCAGCCUCUUCAACCCCAAGGACGGCGUCAAGGCCUGCGCUAAGAAGACCGCCGCUAAGGCCCACAACUGCCAGGUCUCCGUCUGAGCAUGCACACGCACACGCGCGCACGCACACAUACACACAUACACACGCGUAGAAUACUACGGAUCGCGUUUUCUUCCGUUUCGGUUUUCUGGUGUAUGUGUGUGUACAGCGUUCGCUCAUGAUUGUGCUGCUUCGUCGUCGUGCACCAAAUCGUUUCCAUUGUACAUACACACCUGUCGUCGAGUUUAGUAGUUCGCUGCUGUCGCUGCUGGGUGCGACGAUCAAAAGAGAGACUUUAUUUAAAGCACCGAUGAUGUGCAACAGAGACAAGGACAUUUCAAUAGCAUGCGUGUGGUAGCUGGUGAUUAGAGACUGAAGUACAUUUUUUGAUAAAACACAACAGAUACAGUUAUUAUACACGCGCAUGCGCGAGACAAAAACGUGGGUGCGCCACACAGAUACAUACAUACUCUCCGUACCAAUGACAGGCAUUAACUGUUGUGCCCUCCCGAUUUUGUUUUUAUAUAGCGGAUUGACGUAAAUGUUAAGGUCAGUUUAGAUUUUUAUACGGUGUUGUUACUGAAACCUCGUUUUUCUAAUUACUCGCUCCCAUCAAUCUCCUUUAUUUCUUUUGUCUCUCAUUUUUUUAACUGUUCAAGAAUGAACGGACGGGCAACGUAAAAGAUAAAAAUUUAUGUAUAGAUUGAAGCGUUUGCAGUAUACAACUUAUAACAUGCAUCACAUCAGAUAAAAAGUGAUCAAGCCUAACGUUAAGCGCGUAAUGUUAAUUCAAGAGAAAAAGUCUUCUAGAAGUUUUCGAUAUUCGCACGAUUUUUCUCUCUAAUUAUUUAUUUAUUAUUUUAGAUGUUUUCUAAGAACCAAAAAAAAAGUGAUAUACUUAUUACUUUUACCUCUACUAACGAUGGGUUUUCUUUUACAACACGUUUACUGAUCUAGAUCAGUCGGGAUACAAAUGUGUACGGAUUUAUGAGAAAAUCAACAAAUCUAAAUUUUUAGAAGAGGACAAAUGGUAGUAGUUAUCAUUAUUGUUAUAAAUUGUAUAAUGUAUACUGUUUAUAUCCACUUGGAUAAUACGAUCGACGGAGAUUUAUGAUUGAUUCAUUUGGAUUUUGUCAUCGUUUUUCUACGUAAUCAUCCAAAACAAAUUGCAUGUAUGCGUGAAAAAAAUAAUACAAAGAAAAUGAAAAAAAUGUCUGAUGUCCAUUAACAAAGUUACUUAAUCGAGAUAAGUCCUCAUGAAGCUAGAUAAACGAAAUAAACGAAAAAUGUAUAUAAAAAUCAUAUUUGUGGAUUGUGUAGUAAAUUUUUAAUAUUCAGUAAUCUAUUUAAUGAAAAAAAGUACUAUUUAUACGUAAAAAAGCGUGGCGAGUCAAUGAAUUUUCUCGCGUGGUUUUGCCUGUUUUGGUCAUGUGUAUAAUGGUUGUUGAUUUGAUUGGUGUGUCCUUCAAAAAUUAUCAUGAUAAUCUUCACGAAUGUGCACGUGUGUGCGUGAAUGCAUGGAUGUCAGGCAAAAGAGGAAGACUUUAGCCAUACGAAAGUACACAAUUAUAUGACUGCCUUGUAAGUUUUGCUCGACUGGCAGCCUGUUAUGAAACAUUACAAUUUUCUGUUGAAAGGAGAAUAAGGAAUUUGUAAUAUAAACAUUAUACAUAUUAUCUAUAAAUUGCAUACUCUAAAACUAUCUAUACGCGGAUAUUAAGAUCGCAAUCAUGAAUUUCCAGUUUUUUAUGUGUAAAAUAAUGAAAAACAACUACUUUCACGAACAAUCGAAGCUUCCGAGAUUCCGUAGGUUCUACUGAAAGGAAAAGACCAAAUCAUUAUCAUGAUAGCACUUGUUUAAAUUAUACAUAGUGUACCGUGCCAAACAAAUUACACAAGGUCGUUUACAAUUUUACAUGUUUACAUGAUAAAUCCAUAUUUUCUCCAUCAGUGUACUGAGUCUUACAAAAUUGAUAUUUGAAAGCCUGAGACAAAGUCUCAGUAAUAAAGAUCGCGAAAGAAAAGUAAUAAAAGAAGUAAUUAAUGGCAACAUAAACAAGUUGUACAAGAUGCGACGAACGUUUUAGUGUUUGUGAUUGGUGUACUUGUACAUAAUGUUCGUUAUUGCUAAACUUUCAAUGUAAAUACGUAUAUAUUUCGGUACUUUGCGUAUCGCCACUAUUCUAUGAGAAAAAUAAAAACGACGUGGAAUUACGUUCGAUUUUCUUUGUUUGAUCAUUUACAGUAUAUUUAAAAAAGUGCUUCGAUAUAUUGUACAAAAGAUAAUAUAAUUUUUUGUAUGAUUAUAUAUUCUAUGGUAGCUACGCCAGAAAUUUAACUACAUGAUUACGCAAUUAUUGUUUAUUUUUUUUAAUUGCGAGUGACGAAGUUUCACAUUUUUGGUUUCGUGUGAUUUUUUUUACUAAAGAAAAAACACAAUGUAUAGUAAGAAAUGCCGUGUUUUAUUUAAUGAACAUAUUCUUAAAUAUGAUAAUAAAUUUGUUUUUU
Molecule: messenger RNA, 5830 nt
Organism: Phymastichus coffea
Lineage: Eukaryota; Metazoa; Arthropoda; Insecta; Hymenoptera; Eulophidae
Gene: Zdhhc8
Product: palmitoyltransferase ZDHHC8
Exons: 10
Coding region: 1145-3238 (697 amino acids)
Biological process (GO): protein palmitoylation
Molecular function (GO): palmitoyltransferase activity
Source: RefSeq, a predicted model, not a curated record